This is a messenger RNA of Exaiptasia diaphana, 711 nucleotides long. RefSeq names its product sphingosine 1-phosphate receptor 5-like. Gene Ontology annotation, molecular function: G protein-coupled receptor activity. Gene Ontology annotation, biological process: G protein-coupled receptor signaling pathway. The coding region runs from base 1 to 711 and encodes 236 amino acids. The record is from RefSeq and is a predicted model, not a curated record. The transcript has a single exon. NCBI's taxonomy places the organism in Eukaryota, Metazoa, Cnidaria, Anthozoa, Actiniaria, Aiptasiidae. Gene Ontology annotation, cellular component: membrane.
AUGGCAGCAAACGAUCUGGUCAAAGCUGGAAUUGGUGGCGCGUUUUUCAUUUCGAAGGAAAUCAAUUACCAAAUGGAACACGACCCAAAAUGUCCUGUUUUGGUAGGAUUUACUCUAAGGGCAUCGAUCGUAUCUGACAUCAUAGUUGCUGGUAUGAACUUAGAGAAAUACGUCGCUCUUAAUCUUCGAUUCCCUUACUGGCACCGCGUCAACGUCACAGCAAGGCGUAUAUUGAACACUGCACUCGUGUCCAUCCUUGCAGGGUAUUUGCUGACAGUUAUCCGCGUUUUUUCUGAAGCGGGAAGGUUUCUUGUAGUGCUUCCGUUUGCCAUAUGCAUUAUUUCAACCUUUAUCUUCGCAGUCUCUAUUUGGAGAGUGAUCUCAAAGCUCAAUCGUCAAAUUCAAGCACAAAGUGAGCAAGCAAACGUAACAACCUUGACCAGUUCAGAGCGUAAGGCUGCCAAAAUGGCMACRUAYAUUGCUGUGGGACUUCUCUUCACUAGCAUUAUACCAUUGCUCCUGCUCACCAUGGUAAUACAAAAUAGUGAUUCAAAGAUCACGGCAGAACCACUGCUUCAAUCAUUGCCACUGUUGGGCUGUUUGAUAAACCCCAUCAUUUAUGGCUUCAUGAACCGAGAUAUUAGGAAAGCCUGCAAGGAAAUGAUCAACUGCAAGUUUUCAAAUUCUAUCACAAUACAAGUACAGCCAUGA